Molecule: messenger RNA, 609 nt
Organism: Sparassis crispa
Lineage: Eukaryota; Fungi; Basidiomycota; Agaricomycetes; Polyporales; Sparassidaceae
Exons: 2
Coding region: 1-609 (202 amino acids)
Source: RefSeq, a predicted model, not a curated record
AUGCCAGCGUUACGUGAAUUGACACUGGUGGAGGUCGCACUGCAGUUCGACGAGGAAGCGAUGCCGGCCCUGGUUCAUUGUGGCCUGCAGCGAUGUACGUUUGUGGAUAUCCCUGAGCAGAUGCUGACCGCGCUGGUUGGGCUGCUCCGAAACUCCGAGCUGACCUCGCUCACCGUGAAACGGUGCAGCAUGCGCCGCUGGGCCCCAGGGCAAUGGCCUCUCUCGUCACUCACCCUGGAGGGCAUCAACAAGUCAGAUGACGUUUUGCAAACGCUGCCGUUGGCGGACCCGUACAUAUUUUGCCCUGACAUGGAAGCGCUUGAGCUGUCUGGCAGCCGCGGAAUCUCGAGCAGAGAGUUUCGGAUGAUGAUUGAGGGGCGCCAGGGUGGAAUUAGCGAUGACGAUCCGGUUGAUCCAGAUGUAGGCUUCAUUUCGACCUUGCGUGUGACGGGAUGUGGAGAGCUGGAUCCGAACGACAAGGGGUUCUUUGAGGAACAUGCCUUCCUGAGGCAGGUCGAGUGGGACGGGCAGAUUAUAUUGGAGGACUUUGAGUCGGAUGUGGAUAGUGUUGGGUGGGCCAGAGCUGACGACUAUUCCGAUGAGGAAUAG